Messenger RNA from Jatropha curcas, 876 nucleotides. RefSeq lists its product as uncharacterized. Lineage: Eukaryota; Viridiplantae; Streptophyta; Magnoliopsida; Malpighiales; Euphorbiaceae. The record is from RefSeq and is a predicted model, not a curated record.
AUAGUUUAUAUAUAUAUAUUGAGCCCUUUCGGCUGUUCUUAAUUGAUCUAGUUUCUUCUUCUUCUUAUUUUUCUCUAUAUAUUUAACGUUUACUUUCUUUGAUUUCUAUAUCUUUGCCUCUGGAAUCUUUAACUCUAGCUAGGGUUUAAUGACACUAAGCAGAGGCAAGGCCAUGGGUGACUCUUCGUCUGCUGCUUCUUAUAUCCACACGGUGCACCAUCUGAUAGAAGAGUGCAUCCUAUUUAACAUGAGCAAAGAAGAGUGCAUGGAAGCUCUUUCCAAGCACGCCGACAUCAAACCUGUCAUCACUUCUACAGUGUGGAAGGAGUUGGAGAAAGAGAACAAGGAGUUUUUCGAGGGAUAUAAGAAGAGAAGGGAGGAGAGAGCUAAAGCUGAAAGAGAGAAGAGGACAUAACAUCCAUCGCAAAGUCGAAAACACAUGAUUGCUAAAUAAUGAUUCGUACAAGAAUAGCACUAAUGGGUCACUCUGUAAUUUGUAUGGAAUUCUAAGGGUAGUUAAAUAAAAAGGGUAGGCAGGCAAUAAAACCCACUCACCGCUGCGGCUCGGUGGUUUUCUCUUUGCUGUUGCAUGGUAAAAUGACGUCGUACCGCAGCUAGCCAUGUUAAUUAAGGAGGCGUGAUCCACGUGGAGGUUGCAUGGAGUAGAUGUCAACGUGGCAGGGCCAGCAGUUGUCUACUUGUAAACUUGUUUUGAAAAUUUCUACUGUUUGUAUGUUGUUUAGGAAAUGUGAAAUUGGGGACCAUUUGAAGGGGAUUGCGGGUGUCACUGUCUCGACCCUUUUUGUCUUGGUUUUUAAUCAAUUUAGGUUACUGCAUGUAUUAUUUCAGAUAAAAAAACGAAAACAUUUCUAUCCA